GAGAGCCACCAGUCCGAGUUGGUUGAUCCGAGGCGACGAAACACACCGACUGUCAUCCGCGCUGGAGAGGAUCGAGGAGUCGUGUUCAGUGCGUCCAGUCCGCCUCCUCCACGCUGCCCCGCGCACGACAGGAUGAACGCAUUCUGGAGGUUUGGACACUUUGGACCGCAGCGCGCACUGGAAAACAGGAUUUAGUGGAGAAGUUGUCUUUCUGAGCGGCGGUGCCCGAGCCGAGGACUCUCGCUAUCAAGUCGUGAGGUGGAUUUCAGACUUUUUUUUCCCCCACUGUCGCCUGACUGCUCCCUGAGAAGCGAGGACUUACGGAUUUUAAAGUAGUCUCUGUGGGUUUUUAUGAAGUUUACAGGAGAAUAACGACUGUUUUUUCUUCUCAAUGCAUUGUCAUCUGAAGGCUGAGGAUUUGCUGUCAAACGGAUAUUUUGGGUCAUUGGCGGGGAGUUGUUGGAUUGUUUCUUGCGGCGUCGGAGGCCGCCCUUCUGCUGGACAGCAUGCGAACGGAGGAUGUUGUCUGAGUCUGAGUCGGGCCUUGCUGCUCUACGUCUCACCUCGUCGUGCAGAGGAAUGACGGCUCUGUGGUGCUCACUCUGGCUUUCCUUCCUCCUGCCUCUCUGCGUCGCUCCGGCCAGACUGCCCACUGCUCAGCCCACAGACUCUGUGUCCAGCGAGACAGCCUUCCUGGAGGACUAUGUUCUGGGCAUGGGGGACACCCUGGAAAUGUCAUGUGACCUGGAAGACCACUCAGAGCCCGUUGUCUGGUUCAAAGAUGGCGCUGGGCUGGUGCCUAGCAACCGGACGCGGCUGGGCCAGAGGAUGUUGCGCAUCAUCAACGUGUCGUACGAGGACUCAGGUGUCUACUCGUGCCGGCUCGCCCACAGCAACACGCUGCUAAGCAACUACACCAUCCGGGUGACAGAUUCUCUGUCGUCUGGUGAUGAUGAAGAUUAUGAUGAAGAUCCAGAAGAUGCAGAGGCUCCAUACUGGACCAGGCCUGACCGGAUGGACAAGAAACUUUUGGCCGUUCCAGCAGCCAACACCGUGAAGUUCCGCUGUGCCGCGGCUGGAAACCCAACACCGAGCAUCCACUGGCUGAAGAACGGCAAAGAGUUCAAGGGAGAGCAGAGGAUGGGAGGAAUCAAGCUGAGACACCAGCAGUGGAGUCUGGUGAUGGAGAGCGCCGUGCCGUCAGACCGGGGAAACUACACCUGCGUGGUGCAGAACAAGUACGGCGCCAUCACCCACACCUACCAGCUGGAUGUGCUAGAGCGUUCCCCUCACAGGCCCAUCCUCCAGGCAGGUCUGCCAGCCAAUCAGACGGUGGUUGUGGGCAGCGAUGUGGAGUUCCACUGUAAGGUUUACAGUGACGCCCAGCCGCACAUCCAGUGGCUGAAACACAUCGAGGUCAACGGCAGCCGCUAUGGGCCUGACGGCGUUCCCUACGUCAACAUCCUGAAGACGGCUGGUAUUAACACUACAGAUAAGGAGCUAGAGGUUCUCUUCUUGACCAAUGUGUCUUUUGAGGAUGCGGGCGAGUACACUUGUCUGGCAGGAAACUCUAUUGGCUUUGCUUACCACUCUGCCUGGCUGACGGUGCUUCCAGCAGUGAGUCCGGAGAAGGAGGACUACUACGCCGACAUACUCAUCUAUGUGACAGGCUGCGUACUCUUCAUCCUCGCUGUGGUCAUUGUCGUCCUUUGCCGCAUGAGGAUGACCACGCAGAAGACGCUGCCCACACCGCCCGUGCAAAAGCUAUCAAAGUUCCCCCUCAAGAGACAGCAGGUGUCCUUGGAUUCCAACUCCUCCAUGAACUCCAACACCCCAUUGGUAAGGAUCGCCCGCCUGUCAUCAAGCGACGGGCCGAUGCUCGCCAACGUCUCAGAGCUGGAACUGCCCUCCGACCCCAAAUGGGAGUUUCCUCGAACACGGCUAACUCUGGGUAAACCUUUGGGCGAGGGCUGCUUUGGUCAGGUAGUGAUGGCCGAGGCCGUCGGCAUCGACAAGGAAAAGCCCAACAAGCCUCUCACUGUUGCUGUGAAAAUGCUGAAAGAUGACGCCACAGAUAAAGACUUAUCCGACCUGGUGUCAGAGAUGGAGAUGAUGAAGAUGAUUGGAAAACACAAAAACAUUAUCAACCUGCUCGGAGCGUGCACGCAGGACGGUCCUCUGUACGUCCUGGUGGAAUACGCCUCUAAAGGCAACUUAAGGGAGUACCUGCGGGCACGGCGGCCACCAGGAAUGGACUACUCCUUCGACACCUGUAAAAUCCCUGACGAGCAGCUCACCUUCAAAGACCUGGUGUCUUGCGCCUACCAGGUCGCCCGAGGCAUGGAGUACCUCGCCUCUCAGAAGUGCAUCCACAGAGACUUGGCAGCCAGGAACGUCCUUGUGACGGAGGACAACGUUAUGAAGAUCGCCGACUUCGGUCUCGCUAGAGACGUGCACAAUAUAGACUACUACAAAAAGACCACGAACGGUCGUCUGCCCGUGAAAUGGAUGGCUCCGGAGGCUCUGUUUGACCGGGUCUACACGCACCAGAGCGACGUGUGGUCCUAUGGGGUGUUGUUGUGGGAGAUCUUCACCCUGGGAGGCUCGCCGUACCCAGGGAUCCCAGUAGAGGAAUUGUUUAAGCUGCUGAAGGAGGGACAUCGGAUGGACAAACCUGCCAACUGCACCCAUGAACUGUACAUGAUCAUGAGGGAGUGCUGGCAUGCCGUGCCGUCCCAGAGACCGACCUUCAGACAGCUGGUAGAAGAUCACGACCGGGUUUUAUCAAUGACCUCCACGGAUGAGUACCUGGACCUGGCGGUGCCCUUCGAGCAGUACUCACCCACCUGUCAGGACUCCAACAGCACCUGCUCCUCAGGAGACGACUCGGUUUUCGCCCACGACCCGCUGCCUGACGAGCCCUGUCUUCCCAAACAGCUCCCCAGUAACGGGGUGAUAAGGACAUAAAACCUGAGCUGGGAGGGGCGGUUGGACUUUAACCUCCUCUCACAGUUUGUGACUAACAAAGACCUCUCAGUGACUCAAGCUCCUCAAAAUAUGGAAAUCAAAACUCUGCAUGCAAUACUUCCACAGUGCUUCAGCUCUUUGAUUCGUCUUAAACUCUUGGUUGAAAUCCUCUUUGACUGAGUUUUCUUCCUCCUCCUCAUCCUCCUCCUCCUCGUCCUCCUCCUCCUCCCCAAGAGACUCUUGAAACAUUGAAGGAUUAUUUUUUGCCGUCGAACCAUGUUUGUGUUCUUCUUUUCAGAAAUGAAAUUAUAUUUUUGUACUCGGGCCAGUCUUUUGUUACGGACAAUCUGUUGGGUGAAACCAUUCCGUGCCUACUGGGAUAAAACCUCCUGAGACUGGAUAAAAAGACAAAAAGGAUAAAAGAGGAGGGAAUGAAGGGCAUUGGUCAGGGACCGGUUGGCAAUCCAGUAGGCGAGGACCUCAGAUUUUUAUCCUCUCGUCUGCACGGAGCCCUUGGAUCGCGAUAUGAGUUUGCGAUCUUAAAGAAAAUCCGUUGACAAGAUACCAGCAAAGCCAGAAUCAACUCGAUGAUGGGACUUGUUCUUCCGAAGACUCAAUAACUUGUCUCAGCUUUUACUGAAGACGUUCAAGAACAGAGAGGAUUACAUGAGCAUAUGACUGUGUUUUCUCAUGAAUUUGUACGCCAUCGACAUGUUUUAGCACCCCGAAAAAAAAACAGUUUUGUGAUAAUCAUGGAACAAAUUCCUCAUCAGAUGUGAGGCGAAGUUUCAGGGCCAUUCAGUAAUUAAUACAAUAGGGUUCGGAGGUUGUUUUUUUAUGUAUCUAGAAAAUGAUUUAUUGUAAAUAUAUAAAUGCAAAUAUGUAUCAUAUUGCUGUCCUCAGCCAUGUACUUAAAAGACAAAAAAUUACAUUUUUUAAAGUAUUGUUUUAGGAUGGAAGCAUUGCAAUCUAGAAGACACUGUCAUGAAAGUGUAAAUCAUUUAAUCAUUUAAAGUGAUACAGAAAAGGUUUAUUUGAAUAAUUAACGUGUAUAUUUGUAAAGAUAUUUAUAGACUUAACAUGUGGUUCUUAAGUUCGAAAGGUCUAGUUUAGGAUUUUAGUACUGUACGCAAAGAUUUUUAUUUCAAAUUUUUUGUAACUUAUUUUACAACAGAACUGCAACGUUAUUUUUCACAACUGGCAGACUCCUCUGGUUUUUGAUCCAUCUUUUUUUUUUGUUUACUGUUUAAAAAAAUAAGAAUGUAUGACGGACGCAAAGAUGAUUUUUGAGAGCGAGUGUGAUUCGGCCGCCAGGGGAGGACCCAUGAACCGAAGGCCCCUACAGAAAAGGAGCUGGACGUUCGCGCUGAGUUCAAAUUCUGGUUUGAAAAGUUGACGUUUGCAAUAUCAAAGCAACGGUUAACUCUUGCUGGGCAAGAAAUGGCAGCGCUUCGAGAUAUGUACCAGAGAGGCCUUUUAGUAUAACUUAAGUACUUAAAGACAUAUUGAACAUCAACAACAACUAGCUGUGAAUCAUAAAAAGUCUUCAGAGAACCUCAGCAGUCUGUUUAAGUAGAAAUCCACCUACUGAUGCUGUUUCACUGUUCAGUCUGUAAUGUUAUAGAUAUCCAAUAUAGUACCCCGUAUCCCACAAUGCAGUGCCUCCCCUUUACUCUUGAGAUGUGUAAAUUGGAAUUUAUACAAAAAUGCUAUUGAUUCAUUAGCUAAAAGAAAACAAUUUGGUAUUAGUUAGAGAACAAGAGCUAUUUCAGACGUAACUUUAAUGUUGAACUACAUUUCCCAGAAUACUUUAAAGCAAUUAAAGAAUGCGCUUGAACUAAUUCGCAUUCAGAAAAGUGUGAAAACAUGAAGAGAACUAGUGUUAGCAGCAAGGUUUUUAAGAGCAAAUGAACAACAACAAAAAGAAAAGGGAACAUUGUAUUGCUUUCCCUAAUCUUACUCUGCAUUUAGCUGCAAUGCAUUUUGGGGUUUUGAGUUAAAUAAUAGUGCAGAAUUUGUUCUCUUUUCCUCUUUAACACUGGAUUUCUUCAUGUGUGAUUGUUGAACGUCAAUGACUCAAGUCUAGAAAGAAGCUCUUGCUCCUUGAUGCUCAUUCUUAAUAUAUAAGAAUAAAUUAAAAAACACCAAAUAACAAAGAAAAAAACAGAAAUUCAAAGUAUCUCGCCAUUAUCUGGUGUUUCUUGAACAGUGUCAAAGCCUUUCUAGGUGGAUUUUUCUUUAUACAUUUCUGUCUGAAGGCUUCAAACUCUUAUAUUGUAAAAAAAAAAAAAGGGUCAGUGCUAACAAGCUGUGUCGAGUGUCAACGUGCCCUUGAGCAAGACACUGAGCACCAGUGUGCACACUCAUGUAUGAAAACAUCAGCUUGAAGGCAGAAAUUUUUGUGCUUGAGUGUUACUAAAAAACCUGCCCAGACGUUUGAGAUUUUAUCGCUGCUCUAUAGUAUUAAUACUGAAAUGAAGGCAUGCUGUGCGACUUACAGAUCACACAGCCAAAAAGAGAAAGUAUAUAUACAGUAUAUAUAUCGGUUUGUUAAAGGAGACUCUGAAGUCUGUGGUGGAUCCUUCUUCAAGCUUAAAAAAAGUGCCAAAUUAGUCUUAAAAGUCUAUUUCAUCGAGUUCUCUAGGUCUCUGAACCAAAUACUGCACUGUCGAAUGUAGGCGGACGGAGGCUACAUGUGCAGGGAAGGAUCAUGGGAUUGCCAAAUGGAUAUCUUCCCUUCUUUUUAUGCUGUCGUCUCUCCAGCUGACCCCAAAAAAAGUGCAAGGGUUGAAAUGUUUACAGGGUCUGUUUUUAGCAAAGUCACAAAAGGGAAAGCGAUGUUCGAGUGGCAUUGAAGGGUUCAGAAACAUGAUUCACUCGCUGCUAAAUGGAAACGGGGGUAACACUUUACUGUGCAAUGGCCUUAUUCCAGUGUGUGAACUGAAUUUGUUUGUAUUCACCCAACGACACUGUGUCAGUACUUAAAGAAAUCUCCCCAAUAUUUAAAGUUCUUAAAAGAGUGGACAUUUGUAUUUAAUUCUGUUGCUACACUGAUUUCCUUUUAGCACCAAAUUAUUUAAAUUUUCAUUGGUUCAUGCUCAGAAACAAGGUCUUUGUAAAGUGAAAGGUUACUCCUGGUUAUUGUUAUUUAUGAUUCCAGUACAGUCUUGCAGUUUUGGCCCGAAUCUAUGAAGUGCCUGGAAUAAUUUAGCAAACAAAAAGGAGAUUAAUCGAUUGAUUUUGAUCACAUUUUGAAUGUAUAAUCACAAAAGAAAUUAUCUUUUUAGAAACAGGCUAUGUAAAUAUUAGCCCCAUUUUUUAUUUCAAGUGAACAAGACAGACAAAAAAGGCACUUGUGUAAAGGUUGGAUGGAUCUAAUGAAACGGAUGGUGUUUUGUUUUAUUUAUUCUUCCAUGCUGGGUAAAAGCUUUCCCUAUGGUGAGAGUAUUUUUAUUCAUAGCUAUCUGCUUUUCAGUGUUGUUUUUCAUUAAAGAGCCAGAAGAUGA
Messenger RNA from Morone saxatilis (striped sea-bass), 6473 nucleotides. It is a transcript of the gene fgfr3, whose product is annotated as fibroblast growth factor receptor 3. The record is from RefSeq and is a predicted model, not a curated record. Lineage: Eukaryota; Metazoa; Chordata; Actinopteri; Moronidae. The transcript is spliced from 18 exons. Gene Ontology annotation, cellular component: signaling receptor complex; membrane. Gene Ontology annotation, biological process: positive regulation of kinase activity; multicellular organism development; fibroblast growth factor receptor signaling pathway. Bases 520 to 2967 code for a protein of 815 amino acids. Gene Ontology annotation, molecular function: fibroblast growth factor receptor activity; fibroblast growth factor binding; ATP binding.